Molecule: messenger RNA, 1073 nt
Organism: Zingiber officinale
Lineage: Eukaryota; Viridiplantae; Streptophyta; Magnoliopsida; Zingiberales; Zingiberaceae
Product: transcription factor MYB118-like
Exons: 2
Coding region: 269-940 (223 amino acids)
Biological process (GO): regulation of DNA-templated transcription
Cellular component (GO): nucleus
Molecular function (GO): RNA polymerase II cis-regulatory region sequence-specific DNA binding; DNA-binding transcription factor activity, RNA polymerase II-specific
Source: RefSeq, a predicted model, not a curated record
CAAGUCCCAAUGGCUUUUCCAAAUGAGCUCGCCAUCGUCGUCAGCAGUAAGCCUGGGAUGGAGGUCGAGACGAUGAUGAAGAACAAGUCGACAAGGAGGGCUGGUGGAAAGGUACAGAAGAAGAGCAAGGGGAAGAAAGGCCAAUGGACAGCUGAAGAAGACAGGCAUUGUUAAUUACUUACUCUGUUUCCUCUGUUUCCAUCUUUGAGCUCUCAAGAACAUAAAGAUUCUCUUUAUUGAUGUGGGUGUGUUAUCGUGCAGAUUGUUGAUGAGUCUGGUGGAGAAGCAUGGACUCACGAAGUGGGCUCAGAUUGCAAAGUUGAUGCGAGGAAGGAUCGGGAAGCAAUGCAGAGAGAGGUGGAACAACCAUCUCAGGCCUAAUAUCAAGAAGGAGACGUGGAGCGAGGAAGAGGACAAGAUUCUGAUCGAGGUGCAUUCGGAGGUUGGCAACAAAUGGGCAGAGAUCGCGAAGAGGCUCCCCGGCCGGACGGAGAACUCCAUCAAGAACCACUGGAACGCCACCAAGCGGAGGCACUUCGCCCCGCGAUGCCGCCGGCGGCCUGCCAGGAGCAUGAGCAACCCCAACUCCGGCGUCCUCCUACAGACCUACAUCCAAGGCCUGAUGGCCACGGCCGCCCGGCCGCCACCAACCUCGGCCGAGAACUCCUAUCCCAGCGCCCCCCGCGUUCUUUCCCGAAACGCUGCAGCCGCAGACGACGACGACGACUUAAGCGACUGGACCAGCCUUCUGUUUGACGACGGCGGCAAGGCGGAGGAGGAGCAGGAGAAGAUCAUGAAGGUGGGAGCGGAUGACGGUGCCGGGUACCUCUUCGAUUGCCCGCAGUGGGAGGAGAUGGGGGAGGCGGCUCAGCUGUGCUGGGAGGACGACGGCCAACCGGAGGUGGAGCUGAUGGAGAUGAUCUCCCGUUGCCAUAAUUGAUCUCUAAUUACAAAUAAUCCAAUAAUCACACACAUAAUAAUAAUUACAGUUUAAUUAGACAAAAAAAAAAUCAAAAGACUUCGUUUUUUUUUAGAAUAAAAAAGUUUCAUUUAUUUAUAUAUUAUUUUCAUAA